CAGGUGGGUCGGAGGAUGGUGCCAGUGGUGAUCGCGGUGUGUGGUCCUGAAUCAGUUUUCUUCCUGCUCUUUCUGGGCUUCAUGAUCUGCGGCGCCUUCCAUGCUUACUACGUCUUUCCGAUUGAGGAGAACGUGAGCGCAAAUGGAUUCGGUCUCAACCAUGUGCUGGGCACCUUCCUAAAGAUUUUCCGCCUUACUGUUCUUGGGGAUUUCGACCUGAGCGAACUCGAAGGUCUCAGUGACCACGUCACGGCGCGUCUGGAUCCCAAGACGAACAAGAUCACCGGCACGGUCGAUGUUAACUCAGACGAGUGGGCGCCAAAGUAUCACAGGACCAUCCGGUAUGAGUUUGUGAUCUUAACGUUGGUGAUCACAGUGGUGGUCAUGAACGUCUACGUGGGUCUCUUGGGGGAACUGUAUCACAAAGCAGAACGCCGGUGCAGGCAGCUCUACAACAACUAUCGUGCCUCGUGCGCGUACCGCCACAUGUGUGAGCGGCAUGCCUUCUUAAAAAUCGCCUGCUAUAUCUGCAGCAGCUCCGACAAGGAGAAGAAGCAGGUGGGACUUUAUUGGCUCAGCUACAGCAAGUCACGGCUGCUUGACGAAGACGACG
Molecule: messenger RNA, 613 nt
Organism: Symbiodinium pilosum
Lineage: Eukaryota; Dinophyceae; Suessiales; Symbiodiniaceae
Source: the annotation of a GenBank genome assembly